Cylindrotheca closterium is the source of this 4032-nucleotide messenger RNA. NCBI's taxonomy places the organism in Eukaryota, Bacillariophyta, Bacillariophyceae, Bacillariales, Bacillariaceae. The record is from the annotation of a GenBank genome assembly.
AUGAUUGUGCCAACUUCAUCUCAUUGUCGCCUGAGACGACGGGCAUUGUAUUUUCUGAUUCUGCUGAUCACUGCCACUACUCCAAUAGUCAAUGCUCAAGAGGCCUUUAUUCAAGUCAAAUUACGAGUCUUCGAAAAGGUGGAUCGGUUCCUGAAUUUUGCCGUUUCGGCCAACGCUGUCCUCGCUGAUUUUUACGAUUUGCGGGGCUUUCCUCACGAUCUCGGAGCGAAAGAUCGGGAUACCAUUGCGCAUCAGUACUUGUUUUCCGUCGUAUCAGCCUUGGAAGCGACCGGCCUAAAGCCCUUUUAUGGAUUGGAAGAUGGGACCUUUUUGGGAUAUCUGCACAAUGAUCUCAAUCAAGUUCCUAAAUUGGUCUAUCGAGAACCUGGGAAUUCAGGUUUCAACAAUUCGGACCCAGUAUUGGGAAAGUAUAUGAACACUUGUGUCAAUCCGCUGACGGGAGAUUCCAAAAAAUGUCUAUUGACAGAUGCAAGUGGAACCUAUGUUUCCUGUGUCAAUGAUUGCGAAUACAUUCCAUGUCCUGGCAAUGGCAACAUUUUGUGCCAAAACUAUGAUAUUGUCAAUUAUUCUUCGCAAGCGGAGAAUGCUGGCGAUGAUGAUCUGGAACUUGGAUAUGUACCAAGAUCUACAUAUUGCAUCAACAAAAAUGGUGACUUCUCCGAUGCCCAAGGUGAAAUUUUGGUGGAAUCCUUGGAUGGAGUGAUUCGAGAUGGAUCUUGUACGUUUAAAGAUGGUUCUCCGGUACAGCGGCGAAAUAUUUCUGGUGCCUUUGCGAGUUGCCGAGACCUCUAUCAAGAAAUUUGUUUGGCGGCAGAAGCACCUGGGAAUGUUAUUACGGAUACAACGACGACAGGUCCAAUUGUAUGCGACACCACAUUUGCCGGGGCCUAUGAUUCCACCAAUUAUGACCCACGAUGGAGAGGUUGGUACAUUUCUAGCCGGGAGACGUUGGUGCCACGAUUUUCGGAUCCCUACAUUUUCUUUUCUCUUGGGGUGGUUGGGAUCACCUACACUUUUCCAAUCUUUAUGGAGAAUAAGGGUUUUGAAAAAUUCUUUUCGGGAGUCUUGGCCAUUGAUAUGGAAUUGGACGAUGUUUCGAAUUUCCUUGCGGAGUCCUUUGUUGAUACCUCCUUUGCUGUUGCCAUUUACGAAGAUGAAGCACCCCACAAUAUGAUUGGGAUAUCCACACAAAGUGAUGUCAUUUCGUGGUGGCUCAUUGAGGAUGACACAGUACCUUGUCCUGAGGACCAAAUUGGACAGACCCCACGCGUUUGUCUUGCAAGACAAUUGAACAUUAUGAACUUUGAAUCUUCCAUUGAUGAUAGCAUCCUUCGAAAGGCCCACGAGGCCUUUGAACUGGUUGAUUUUGUCGAGGAUGUCACGGUGGCAGUCCGAGAAGAUGACGACGAUGUGUCGACUCCAUCCUACAUUGCCACAACAGUACUCUACGACCUCCAGGAUGCCAAUCUCAAAUGGCGAAUUCUUGUCACCACUCCCAUUGACACAGACCCGGACAACAUUAUUGUUGUGGGAGACAGCAUGUUCCCAUUUAUCAUUGCGAUUGCCGUGCUUGGAUUUUUAAUCUGCAUUGGAUUGUUUCUUGCCUACUAUGGUCGACGAAACGAGAGGGCGGUCCAAUUCUCGGAUGUUCAGUUCACAUCGGCAUUUCUGCUGGCAUCCGCGUUAUUGAAUCUGAGUACUCUUACCUUGCUCGGCAAAACCGAUGAUGAAUUGUGUUUGAUGCGAAUGUGGGUAUUUUUCACCUUUUCUUCCAUGAUGCUUUCGCCACUCUUUGUCAAGGCCUACCGAACCUACAAAUUAUUGGGAAGUUCCGUGGCAUCUGCCAUGUCGGUCAAGAUGAAUAAUGUUCAGGCAUGGAUCCGGACACUCCCGAUUCCAGCCAUUCAAGUGCUGAUCCUCUUUAUCUUCACCUUUGCGGAUCCGUGGAUCGGGAAAGAAGAUAUUAAUUUGGCGGCAGCGAUUCCUACCAAAGAUAUCCUCUGUCGGAGUCAAACUGAGGGUCUGAUGUAUGCGCAAGCGAUUUACGACUCUUUUCUCCUUUCGAUUGGGUGUAUCUUAGCCUAUCUGACACGAAACAUUGAUCCACGAUUUGGAGAUGCCAAGGCCUUGCUGUUUGCAAUGUACAAUAUUGCCUUUACUACUAUUAUGAUUGCUCUUGUCAUUGGCACAAUUGACACGCAUGAGAGCGGAAAGCACGUUUUGCAAGCGAUUGGAGUAUUCUGGGGCACCGUUUUCAGUUCUGCCGCAUUCGUCGUGCCCCGGCUGGUAGAAGCACGGAGGGAACGAAGGAGAUUGAAGAAGCAUAAUUCGAAGCUUCGCAACACCUUGGAAGAGAAACGAAAGGCAAAUCGAGUAUCAUCACAUGUAUCUGCAGUUACCUAUUUGCAUGAUCAAGAAGAUGCUCUCAAAGUUCUGGUUUGUACUGGCAACCUUGGAAACGCCGAACCGACUCUGAACUCCAUGAUGUCAUGGAUCCCAGAACACGGAGAGUGCUCACGGAUCACCCCACUUGAUGGAAAUGACAUUGACACGGACCAGUUUGAUUUGAUUGUCGUUGGUAUGCAAGAAGCAAAGUGGGUGGUGAAAAACGCAGCAGCGGUUGCCGAAAAACCUGCCGAACCUCGUCCAACUGGACGAAGAAACCGACGGGGCUCCUUUUUGACUUUUGGAUCAGGAUUCAUGCAGAUGGAUGAAGCAAGGGCGAAACAAGAUGCCUUCUUGGCUGCUGUGGAAGGUGCCGAUGUGGUCCAAAUACGACAACUGACUCAGCAAAUUCUUGGUGACGAUUACACCAAUAUUUCUCAGGAGACGCGAGGGCAGAUGCGUCUUUUUAUUUGGGCGCUCAAGGAUGUCGCACCAGGAAUUCGGGAUAUCAAGGUGACUGGUGUCAAUACUGGUGUUGGUAACGUGCUUGCCAACAAGGGUGGGAUCGUGGCUUCAAUGGUUUUCCACGACACAAGACUGACCUUCUUGUCAGCUCAUUUGGCGGCCCACGAAGGUGACCGCUAUUACAAUGCUCGGUGCAGCAACAUGUUUGAUAUUCUGAAGGGCUCCAAGACAUUCGACUUGGGCAACAAACACAGCAUUGAUACCACCAUUAGCAGUCAUCACAUGUUUGUCCUGGGUGAUCUGAAUUUCCGAACCAAGUUCCAUGAUGCGUCCACUGCAACUCAUGCAGAGAAGUUUGAGCGUGCGUCCAAACUGAUAGAAGAGCAGGAUUGGAAUGGACUUUACCGAUACGAUGAGUUGCACAAGGGUGUGCGAUUGGGAGAAGUGUUGGUCGAUUUCGAUACCUUACCGUGCAACUUCAAUCCUACGUUCAAGGUGGAGCGAACUCAUGGUUAUGACUACAAGGACCAGCGCAUCCCCAGUUAUACGGACCGCAUUCUCUUCAAGUCUGCUCCGGGUCUCCGAACAAACUUGAGGCCUCUUGGUUACGAACCUUGCGAAGAUUUCAUCACGUCUGAUCACAAGCCAAUUCGUGGCUCAUUCUCCAUUGUCCCCAAUGACAUGAUUCCCAACAACACUAUUGAGGGCAGAUACCGUUUGGAAUUUAAAGAACUGGAAUGUUCGGAACUUUUGGAUGGCGAAGGUGGUUCUUGUAAUCCCUUUGUAAGAUUCAUCUGGGAUUCCAUUGGAAUGAAGGAGGAAGGCAUGGUGAAGCUUGACUUUUGGCGAAGAAGGCACGAGUUUCCUACUACAAGUACAAAGUACAAGAACCCCAAUCCACGAUGGAAGAGGUCAUAUUCGUUGGUCACGACGACUCAAGAAGUCAGAGGUGACGCUACAUUGUUUGUGUGUGUAUACGAUCAGAAUGUUGGAAAAAGUAACUCCAUCCUUGGAUCACUUGCGUUAAACUUGCAAAGUGUCUUUAAAUGCAAGCCUGGGCAGACCAGCAAAGAAAUGUAUUACGACAAGCCAUUGCAAAGAUAUGGAAAGCCAGCUGGUUUCAUUCGAUUCAAGAUUGAGCUUUCCAAGCUCGUUGGUUGA